This is a messenger RNA of Pseudomassariella vexata, 3737 nucleotides long. RefSeq lists its product as uncharacterized. Gene Ontology annotation, cellular component: cytoplasm. Gene Ontology annotation, molecular function: protein serine/threonine kinase activity; ATP binding. The transcript has 3 exons. Gene Ontology annotation, biological process: actin filament organization; protein autophosphorylation; peptidyl-threonine phosphorylation. Lineage: Eukaryota; Fungi; Ascomycota; Sordariomycetes; Amphisphaeriales; Pseudomassariaceae. The coding region runs from base 320 to 3550 and encodes 1076 amino acids. The record is from RefSeq and is a predicted model, not a curated record.
CUAGAACCCAUCUUAGCAAAGCAACAGCACGCGCAUAGACCCAACGAACUGGCUCUAGGGGUUGGCUGUUUCUUUUAACAACGUAUUCUACUUGCUCGACAUGCACCGGUCGUAGAAACGGGAUUUGCGUCAAAAGUCAACAUCGAUGCCGUGAACGACAGAUUACCCGACUCCCGUUGUUGCCGCUGCCAACUCAACCCAACUUCGGGCCACGCUUCAGGUGGCCCGCACCCACCGCGACUUGCGACCGCGACGACUCGCAGUGGCAGUAGACGGACGCCAGCGACAGUGACGCGAUAAUAACGACUGCAGACACAAUAUGGCUUCGUACGGAAACACGGUGCCAAUGGCCGCUCCACGGCCUGGUCAACCGGCUUACGCACCGGCACCAAUGGCCAUGCCUGCACCUUCAGCCCCUGCUGGCACCUUCUCCCCUGGCACCAAGAUACAAGUCGGCGAUCACCGCGUGGUCAUUCAGAAGUAUCUAUCUGAGGGCGGCUUCGCACACGUAUAUCUGGUCAAGAUGCCACGGCCAAUCGACGGCACCGACUUGGCCGUCCUCAAGAGAGUCGCCGUGCCGGACAGGGAGACUCUACGCGGCAUGCGCACCGAGGUCGAGACGAUGAAGCGUCUUAAGGGCCACCGUCCCAUCGUCACCUACAUCGAUUCGCAUGCUUCGGAGCUCAAAGGCGGCGGCUACGAGGUUUUCCUACUGAUGGAAUACUGUGAUGGGGGAGGCUUGAUCGACUUUAUGAACACCCGUCUGCAGCAUCGCCUGACCGAGCCCGAGAUCCUCAACAUCUUCACCGACAUUGCCGAAGGUGUUGCCUGUAUGCACUAUCUAAAACCGCCGUUGCUGCACCGAGACUUGAAGGUGGAAAAUGUCCUGAUAACCAUGGUUGGCUCCAGGAGAAAGUUCAAGCUCUGUGAUUUCGGCUCGGCAGCAAACCCGAAACCGGCGCCGCAGUCCAUCGUCGAGUGUCGGCUGAUGGACGAAGAUGUCCAAAAACACACAACGAUGCAGUACCGCAGUCCAGAGAUGGUCGACGUCUACCGAAAACAGCCUAUCGACGAGAAGUCCGACAUCUGGGCACUUGGCGUCCUCCUUUACAAGCUCUGCUAUUACACAACCCCUUUCGAGGACCAAGGGCAGUUGGCUAUUUUGAAUGCAAGCUUUAGAUUCCCAAGCUAUCCCGUCUUUUCUGACAGACUAAAACACCUAAUUGCAUCCAUGCUACGCGAAAACCAGCAAUCUAGACCAAACAUAUACCAAGCGCUUCGCGAAGGUUGUCUCAUGCAGGGCCGCGAGGUGCCGAUACAAGAUAUCUACUCCAACCGCACGCAAUCCGAAUCCAGGAAGACGGAGACGCAGGCACUCCCAGAUGCCAAAGGGAAAAGCACGCCUGUGGCAGUCGGUGCUGUGUUCUCUCCACCACCACAACAACAUCCAAAGAUUCCAGAGGUGACACCGAUGAGGCGCGGCAGACCAUCGGCCGUGUCGAGCCAGCCUCCAGCGCAGCAACCUCCGAAGCCCAGUCCGUCUCCCAUGAGAGUCACCAAUGGCGACCCCUUUGCUGCCCUGGACUCUGAAGCUGCUGCGGCUGCCAAACUCGAUGCUGAUGAGAUAGCGUCGAGAUUUCCUACGCUUGAUCAGUUUGCUCUUUUGCACGACCAGGGCGCAAAGUUCGAUUUCGAUGGCCCAAAAUCGUCCCCUGACAAGGAGCUUGGCCAGAGAGUUGCGGAAAAGCUCGCUGAUGAUGCGUUUGCAAACAUUAAACCUCAACCUCGACCUGUACCCACCCCGUCUCCUGGACCGCAAGUGCAGGCGAAUGACCUGAGUCGGGUCAAAUCUACUGCGGCCGCGCCAGAGCUGAGCCAGGCGUCACCUCCCCUCGGCUCCGUAAACAAACCAGCCUCUGCUCCGCCAAAAUCGAACCCUCUGGAGAUGAGUCGCGCUUCAGCCAUCAUUUCUAACAACCCUGAACUGCAAGCUAUCGCAUCACCCCCUAUGCAACCUGCUCAACCAAUGCCCGGUAGACCUACCAUGGUUUCAACAGGGACCAUGACGUCUAGUACCCCACCUCCAGCAGAGAAACCUACGAGAGACUACCCUCCCAUCUACCGAUUUCCUCCAGCCGAACACCACCGCUCGUCCAGUCUACCGAGGCAACCUGAGACGGCAAGCCCUGGUCAGGCACUGCGUGUUGAUUCGGGUCAGCCAUCCAGAACCCUUCCCAACCAACGCGUCUCGUCGUUCCAAUCUCAACCAGAACACGUUAGGCAUCCCUCAUCCUCACGACCGUCCCUCGAAGGAGGGCGGCCAAGCAUCGAUCUUCUAGAUCCUUCUGUCAGAACCUCGUCUCUUUCGGGGCGUCCGAGACCCGCCAGCACCUACCUAGAAUCUAACUUGGAUUACCUCCGGGAGAGGGAGGCAGCGCCGAGACCUCUGCGCUCUCCUGGCUUACAGCCCGCCAAAUUCCCGGAUAGAGUGCCAUCUCCCAUGAUGGAGCCACAAGAUGAGGCGGCCAUUGAGUCCAAUGUGGACUUUCUGCGGUCCAUGGAAGAAUCUGACAACAAAAGCAAAAUCAGGGGUCAUAAACAUGGAAAGCGUUCAAGUUUAAGCUCUCUAUCAGGGACGAAAAACAUUCUCGCUGGCAAAUUUGGUGAUGCCUUCAAACGCUUUGAAGGGAAUAGCUCCACUGCCCCUGCGCGCACACCAUCACCUCUUAAAGAUUUAGAGCGGCGUGACUUGACACCCAUUGCCGGAUCUGAAGCAACAGAUGGUCGGAGUGAUGAUGGCAGAAUGCUCGGCGACACGGAAGAGCUGACGCCAGAAAUGCGCCGCGACCUCGAAGCUCAACUUCUUGCCGAGGAAGAAAGGCGCGUAGAGGCUGCUGCUGCCGAGUACCGCCAACGCAUGGCAGUACGAGACGCAGGGGGCUCGGUACCGCUUCCCAAGAGCAUCGGAGGCGUCUCUCGCGCGGUCAGCAUACAGAACAGAGUGCAGAACUUGCUCGACGAAAGUCAAAAGGCGUCCCCGGUCCAGAAGACGGCUGAGGGUUAUGGGCGGUUCACGGAAGCGACUACGUCCACCCCUCGUCCUGAAAAACAACUUCCAGAUCUAGCCCGCAAACCUGUUGCCACUGGUUCUGGAGGACGUGGAGCCCCUGCGAAGCCAGUGAUGAGCUCCGUGAAUGCCGCGGCGCGAGCGCGGCAGACUGGCACCAUGCCGAGCUCCUUUCCAGUCACAGACAUGACAUCCCGCCCCGCACUCCCUCCGAAGCCGGCCGCACCGCCUAAACCAACACAUCUCAACAGUAUUCCCACCGGCGGCCGCCGGUCUCCACCGAAACAACUACAGCGGCCCCCUACAGGCUUGACUGAGGCGAUGACCGGAGUCGGCUUGUCCGGCCGGCCGAUGCUUGACAUGACCGCCCAAGAGAGAGAAGACUAUAUCCAGGACUUUAGCAAGCGGUUUCCGAGUCUGAGCUCCAUUGAGAUGGUCGAGCGGGACUUGGGCGCUGAGGCAGACCGGAAAGGGGGCCGCUGAGGCUUUGUGAAGGGGUAAAAUGGUGUGUAGAAUAUACAUCACGGACGGUAUGCCAUAAUGGUUGCGACAGCUCGGUCAGAUAUGUAGAUAUGGAACGACGUUCUUAGAGACGACAGUUGAAUAGUGUCUAUGAAAGAGCCUGUAGUCAAACUGAAUUUUGAAUAAUUGCUGGAGAGAAGUUGUGUGA